UAAAAAACCAGUCUGCUGCCGGGCAGCUGGAGCAUCUUGACAUACAAUGACUAUUUAUCAUCACUCACCAAUUCUCUUUUUAUCAUCGCAAUAAACACGGUUGAACCAAGCACAUUCUGCAGUGCUUGAAUAACCUAUACUACACCUAGAUUUCUGCAAUUUCAUUUAUCCGCAAUCAUGGUCCGGUCCCGCCUAAAAAAAAAAAAAAAAAAAAAAAGCAGCUUCGAGAGCUGUUGAUUUGCUGUACUAACGAUCCUUUGUUGUCGCGUCCAGGCUACCGCUGAUACCGUCGACCUUGGAGAGGUGCACCCGCCCAAACAAGAGUCUAUCAAGCUCUUUGAGGAGAUCGAGAAGGAGCUCAAGCACGAGCUCAUCAAGCUCCGUCACAUGCAUGACAAGCACGAGCCAGAGUACUUUGCGGCAGUCAAGGACCUCAGCGACAAGGAGCUCACGUCAUUCACGGUCGACGACUUCCUGCAAGUCCGGGUCGCGGUGGCAAGCUACGGCAUCAUCCUGUUUGGCAAGCUCCGCAUCCCGACAAUGCCGGCAGACGGGCCGGCGUACGUCCACUUCCGGGCGUUUUCAACGGGGCCCGACGACCCGGCCAAGUUUCACAGCUUCCUCACCGAGAUGAAGGAGGAGCAGGGCGGUGGCAAGACGUUCAGGGCCAUCUUUACCGACAAGGAUGAGCUCGAGUGGUUCGACAACUGAAAAUGGAAAGGGAAGAAGGGGGAGGAGCGUGAUAAGCUUUGUGAUACCAUACUUAAUACAAUACCUAUACUGAGUAAAGUUCAGUUACCGUUGGAUUUAUUUGCCUAGGCAACUACCUAGACUAGUAUAAUAUUUGCA
This is a messenger RNA of Pyricularia oryzae 70-15, 849 nucleotides long. RefSeq lists its product as uncharacterized. The transcript is spliced from 2 exons. The coding region runs from base 388 to 711 and encodes 107 amino acids. NCBI's taxonomy places the organism in Eukaryota, Fungi, Ascomycota, Sordariomycetes, Magnaporthales, Pyriculariaceae. The record is from RefSeq and is a predicted model, not a curated record.